CCAUAUUAUGUAUUUACACUGUCCAUGUGAUAUUGCAGUAUCAUUAAAGUAUACUUUACACUGUACUUACUUUGUCAACGCGUUGAAGAAGCAGACCUAAAAUCGAACCCAGGACAUGAGUUGUAAUAGCAACAUUGUAAAGCCAGCAUUAUGCAGCGUGCACCGAUGAUACUGAUGCUGUCAUAAUGCUCACAGCCAUCGAAUGCAUGGAAAAACAGAAAUCAUUAUUGAAUAGAAUUAUUUUCAGUUAAACAGAUUCAUCAGAAGAAUUUUUUCAGAAGACAGUACAUUCAUCUGUGUCAAGUACAGUAUGUACAGAUAUGGGGCUAACUUUGAAAUAAUAUAUUUGCGAACGACCUGGCGAUUUCAGAUGUUUUCCGAAUGAUUCUGUGCCUUUUAUUUUAACGAAACGCUUUACAUAAUGCGACUAUUCCUACUGUUGCUGCCAUCGCUUAUUUUCCUGUAUUUGUGCAUAUGCAGUUGCAAUGCUUAUAUCCAGUAUCGAAGCCUGGGCGGGGAUGAGCUGAGAUUCUGUUUAAAUGUUCCCGCACUGGUAUCGUACAUGGGCGACUCGGCCGCCAACAUCAACCGUGACGACAUCGACCCCGCCUCCAUCUCCUGGCAGGUCUCCCCGCCCAACUACUGCACCUGCAACGGCACCAAAUCCUGCACGGUCCCCUCCCUCGACAUCACGCUCCUCUGCACACGGCCCCAGGUCUUCACCGUCACCUUCCAAGCGGCUGCUAACACCACUCCCACAUCCGACUCCGUUAGACUCCAGUUUACCUACUGCCAGGAUCUCUACGGAUGGUACGCUGUGCCCGUAACCAACACCACGCCAGCAAUUCGCGAUCUGCAGUGGAAUCGCGACGUAUUAACCGUCCGCGCUUGGAUUACGUCGCAGGCGGCGCUCUCGGCGGAGGAGGACAGCGGGAUGGCGGUGGUGCCGUCGGCAUACUCGGCGCGGUUGACCAAGACGUUCCAGGAGAUGGGCUUAUCGCCGUACUUGAAGACGAAUUUUCCCGAUCAGCGGGAUGUGUAUUUCUUCUGCUCGAAUCAGUCGGUGCGGGUGUAUGAUGUCGGGAAGGCGUUGUGGACGUUCACCUGUCCGCGGAAUGGCAACGAUCGUUACGGUGUCUUCGGGACAGGUGGAAGUGUACCCGGUUCCGAGCUGACAUACCAGCUGAAAGUUGCCGUGAAGUUAAGCGGGCGCUAUGAUUAUCUCGGCUACGGUGUCUCCGAAUCCUCCUUGACCUUUUCCCGACCGAAAUUUAAGUUAUCACCCGACGCAUCUGCUGCAACCUUCACGCACCAAUUACCUUCCCCGACGCUGCGUUUCGACCCGUGCCAUACCCACACCGCUGUGGUGUUCUUGGAAAACAACGCCAUUAUCUACACCGACGACGAAUUCACCACAAUGCGACCUUUCACCGUGGAAUUGGACGGGCGGACCAACGCCACCGUCAUCGACAUCGCCGUUACGAAAUCCUUCAUCCUGAUAGCCACGGACACCGGCCUUUUCGCGCUGAAUCGUGAAGACGAUGAUGGAGUGGCGGAUAACAUCUACAACACGACUAUCUUCACCGGGAUAAAAGCGACGUCCUGGUGCUUGUCCGGAUCGCAGGAUGAUAGUCGCGAUAUCAUCGUUGCGUGGAACGACACCACUAUCUUCCUCGGAUUACCACGGAAUCUGCAGACGAUUACGGUUCCAGAGUUCUUCAACCGGAGCACCUCUCAGAUCGUGGACGUGGCCUUCGACCCGAUUCCGGGAUCCAGGAACCUCAUCGCCCUGGUCCGUAAUCCCGACGGCUUCAUCGUGUAUCAUGUUAAAAGCGUGGCGCUGCGCUCGGCACCGAUGUGGACCCAGAUGAGCGACCCGAUUAUUACUGCGACUAGUGGACCCGCGCGGUUGUUCCCGCUGCUCGGCGGGCAUCUGACGGUCAUCGCGGUUCUCCCGCAGACUGUCUACCAGGUCUCUCAGAUCGCGCAAUCCGCGUUCACCGUCAACGGCGCCUCGGUCCCCAUCGACCCCGUGCAGAUGGUCCAGUUGGCGGAGACCGGUGACCUUUACUUGCUGACCCUGUCCAACAAGAUCUACUACGGCACCGCGUCAUCCUCCGACGUCAUCCAGUUCAAGAAACCAGUCCUCCCCGACAGCAUUAUCUGGGUGGACCGGUUCCAACGCCCGGCGCUGGUGACCUUCGGCGAAACCACAACGAAACAGUUCUUCGACGUCCACACUGAGCUUCUCAACGCGGACUACGGGAAACCCUGUCCGUUCACCAUCUUCGCCGUUAGCGGACUGGAACCCUGGUAUCAACUGGACAGUCUGGACGAAUACCGCUUCACCGCGCAGCUAUGGUUCGACCGGACCGAUCCGAACGCGGAUACCCAAGAUCUGGAUAUCACUAUCCGCAACGGGAGCACCGGCGGGUACGGACCCACCACGGCCAUCACGGUGACCCGGGAUUUCCAGGACAACCUGGUGAAAAUCACGAAGAAGAUCCGCGUAACCAACGGCGCGUUCUUGUCCGCGUGGCUGAAAGCCUCGGUUAAGGGUUUCGUGACGAAAGACCCGAGCGCCAUCACCAUCCACCCCCGGACGCUAACCCCGUCGUGUUCGCAGCAGACGCAAGUGACGUCUUUCGUCCAGACCACGUGUCCGACCGGAUUAUCCAUCCGUCUGGUUCCACAGUUUCCCUGCUCGAAGAAUUACACCGAAGUGCUGACCGCGCCCAUCGACUGCCCGUAUUACGGGAACCCGUACAAACCACAACUCGCACUGUAUUAUUUCGACACGUUCAUGGAAAACAUCACCGUCGAUUACGCGUUGCGGGAGUGUGAAUGUACCGGCCGCACGGAGUUCACGUAUGCCGUCAGUGAAGUGGACGCGGGAUGCCGACGGGCGGCGCAGACGUUCGCCAACUGGAGCCAGAGUAUGACGGUGCCGACGGGGACGACCUGGGGUCCGCGGACGUACCAGCCGUGUUAUUAUACCGGGGAAAACGAUGCGGCACCGGUCAAGACGAGGAACUAUGAGAUUUUAAAUGGUAGCAGUCAAAACGCGCUGGUUUUCCCGACGGAUCAUGGAUCGGUGUACCGGUUUAUCGCGGUCGUGCUGGCCAACAAUUACAGCUUUUGCGAUUUACAGACGGCAUUCAUUGUGAUACCGGAAGGCUACGGUGACAUUCCCGACCCGAUGAUCAAGGUCUACAUGUUCAUUGCCAGCUGUUUAGCUUGUGCCAUCUUCUUCCUGGUGUUGUACGUCAUCUACGCGGUCAGCUGGAACGAGAACCGCGUGGGAUUCGAGAUGUUCGCUAAAGAGAGGCAACCACAAGCUUGGCAUCUGCUGGCCGAGCACAACAGCAGCCUAAUGUUUAGUGAGCCGCAGCCGGAAUUAUCUGUGGAAACCAACCGGAUAAAAACUGAAUAAUCCGGCGGAAGCUCUUCGAAGGAUAAGUGUUUAGGCAUAGCGGUGCUUUUAUUUAGCUUUUCGUGGUUUUCAUGCGGCAGCGUUCGUCUUCCCUGCACUUCGAAAAAUUUGAAAAAAUGUUUGUGAUAAAGGUCUGCUUUUUUGCUGCCCUAAUAUUCUUCGGAAACCGAAUUUUUUUGCGGUAAAUUAUUUUUGCAUUUGUUUAUACUGAACAACUAAUCCAAAAGAACAUUUCGUGGUCCGUUAUUUUAGGGCGAAACUGGAUUUGUGGAUUUGUGAAAACUAUUGCAGUUUUAUCUGGACGGUUUUUAUUAUCAGUUUUCG
Molecule: messenger RNA, 3757 nt
Organism: Paramacrobiotus metropolitanus
Lineage: Eukaryota; Metazoa; Tardigrada; Eutardigrada; Parachela; Macrobiotidae
Exons: 4
Coding region: 422-3433 (1003 amino acids)
Biological process (GO): sperm capacitation; flagellated sperm motility
Cellular component (GO): CatSper complex; sperm principal piece
Molecular function (GO): protein binding
Source: RefSeq, a predicted model, not a curated record